This is a messenger RNA of Coregonus sp. 'balchen', 2294 nucleotides long. The record is from the annotation of a GenBank genome assembly. NCBI's taxonomy places the organism in Eukaryota, Metazoa, Chordata, Actinopteri, Salmoniformes, Salmonidae.
AACCAUCCGUCCCUGUCUCCUGUCCUCCUCAGUAACCAUCCGUCCCUCUCUUCUCUCCUCCUCAGUAACCAUCCGUCCCUCUCUCCUCUCCUCCUCAGAUACGUAGUGAACAUGACAGCCAUAAACACGGCCAACAUCAACUUCAAAUGGGACCCAAAGAGCCUGGAGAUCCGCACCCUGGCUGUGGAGAGGCUGCUGGAGCCCUUGGUCACGCAGGUCAGAAUACAUACAUUUUAACAAUACGUCAGGGAUGCAAACUCGUCACUUGACUUUUUCCACAUUUUGAUACGUUACAGCCUUAUUCAAAUUUAUAUUUUUUUAUUUUUUUAUCCCUCAUCAAUCUACACACAAUAACCCAUAAUGAGAAAGCGAAAACAGGUUUUUAGAAUUUAUUUGCAAAAAAACGGAUAUCUUAUUUACAUAAGUAUUCAGAACCUUUGCUACUAUAAUCAGAAUUGAGCUCAGGUGCAUCCUGUUUCCAUUGAUCAUCCUUGAGAUGUUUCUUCAACUUGAUUGGAGUCCACCUGUGGUAAAUUAAAUUGAUUGGAUAUGAUUUGGAAAGGCACACACCUGUCUAUAUAAGGUCCCACAGUUGACAGUGCAUGUCAGAGCAAAAACCAAGCCAUGAGGUCGAAGGAAUUUUCCGUAGAGCUCCGAGACAGGAUUGUGUUGAGGCACAGAUCUGGGAAAGGGUACCAAAAAAUAUCUGCAGCAUUGAAGGUCCCCAAGAACACAGUGGCCUCCAUCAUUCUUAAAUGGAAGAAGUUUGGAACCACCAAGACUCUUGCUAGAGCUGGCCGCCCGGCCAAACUUAACAAUCGGGGGAGAAGGGCCUUGUUCGGGGAGGUGACCAAGAACCCGAUGGUCACUCUGACAGAGCUCUAGAGUUCCUCUGUGGAGAUGGGAGAACCUUCCAGAAACACAACCAUCUCUGAAGCACUCCACCAAUCAGGCCUUUAUGGUAGAGUGGCCAGACAGAAGCCAAAGGCACAUGACAGACCGCUUGGAGGAAACCAGGCACCGCUCAUCACCUGACCAAUACCAUCCCUACAGUGAAGCGUGGUGUUGGUAGCAUCAUGCUGUGGGGAUGUUUUUCAGCGGCAGGGACUGGGAGACUAGUCAGGAUCGAGGGAAAGAUGAAUGGAGCAAAGUAGAGAGAGAUCCUUGAUGAAAACCUGCUCCAGAGUGCUCAGGACCUCAGACUGGGUUGACGGUUCACCUUCCAACAGGACCACGACCCUAAGCACACAGCCAAGACAACGCAGGAGUGGCUUCGGGACAAGUCUCCAAAUCUCCUUGAGUGGCCCAGCCAGAGCCCGGACUUGAGCCCGAUCGAACAUCUCUGGAGAGACCAGAAAAUAGCUGUGCAGCGACGCUCCCCAUCCAACCUGACAGAGCUUGAGAGGAACUGCAGAGAAGAAUGGGAGAAACUACCCAAAUACAGGUGUGCCAAGCUUGUAACGCCAUACCCAAGAAGACUUGAGGCUGUAAUCGCUGCCGAAGGUGCUUCAACAACGUACUGAGAGAGGGUCUGAAUACUUAUGUAAAUGUGAUAUUUCCGUUUUUUAUUUUCGAAACAUUUGCAAAAUAUUCUACACACCCGUGUUUGCUUUGUCAUUAUGGGGUAUUGUGUGUAGAUUGAUGAGGGGGAAAAAACAAUUUAAUCAAUUUUAGAAUAAGGCUGUAACGUAACAAAAUUUGGAAAAAGUCAAGGGGUCUGAAUAUUUUCCGACUAUGCUGUACAUUUUGAUAGAGCAAUAAUGCAUGCAUUUUCAUAUAAUACAUACGUUUGAUAUAUAUAUUUAUUUAUUUAUUUAUUUUUAGAACUGGUGGUUAUACAUUCAUGAUGGUUUUGAUUGAUACAUUGAUAUCUAGCCCUAAUGGCUUGGAAGACACUAGCUACUUCUACUGUUUUUAGUAUGGAAUCAAAGACGAGGCAAGUUGGCUAGCUAUGGCUGUAGAUAGUUUUAGAUGAUCUUUAGUCCGUGACUUUCAGAAGCAGCGUAUAAUGUGCAUCUCUCGUCCUGCUCCUAAAGGUCACGACCCUGGUGAACUCCAGCAACAAGGGGCCGUCCAAUAAGAAGAAGGGACGCUCUAAGAAGGCCCAUGUAUUGGCUGCCUCGGUGGAGACCGCCACCUUGAACUUCCUGGAUAAAGGGGAGAAGAUCGCCAAGGAGAGCCAGUUCCUCAAGGACGAGCUCACUGCUGCCGUGGAGGAUGUCCGCAAGCAAGGUACCGUUCAGCCACUGCUGGCCUUGAAACCCUUUUACUCGGUGCUUUGGGCCAAGCAAACC